AUGCUUCAACAGCAUACCUUGACGUACCGCGCACCUUCAUCACAACGUUUGGGACCUCAACGUCCAAAAAUUCUCAACCAACGGUUCGGCCACGUGUCGUCGGGUUCCAACGGCCAUCUCCCAACGUCACCGUAUACCCCCGUAUUGCCGCCACAUCCACCGUAUUGCAACCGGCUGCAUCGGCAAGAGCAGAUGGCGACAAGAAGGUCGCACAACAAGACUAGACUGGGAUGUCACCAAUGCAAGCGGAGACGGAUCAAGGUGAGUCUUAUUCAGAUUGUAUAUUUUCUGCACACCGGAUGGUGUACGCGGCAAUUGCUGUUGCUCCCCUUGAGUAGUACUGCGCCACAUCUACCUUAUAUUACCACAUUCGGCAAUAUAGUAAUGGCCGAGUAGUUGGGCGGGCAUUCGCAUACUGUUCAAAGGUUGGAAUGUUCUAGAAACAUAAGUGAUUGAACAAAAUGCAUUUGUGUUGUGUUUGUGUGUUGCAUGACAAGGACAACUUGGCCGACAUGGCAGUUCACCAUGUCAACCCCAUAGUCACCAUUCCGACAGCUAACAUGACUGCUAGUGCGACUGUAAACAUCCAUCAUGCACGAGUUGCGAGAAGAAGGGCGACACAUGCAGCUUCCUUGCGCUCGCACCUUCCUCGCGCCUCUUGACAAAUACUAUAUCACCCACACCCACACAGAUAAACGCAUCACCGUCACCACCACCACCAGAGACACCAGAGUCUCAGCCAAUGCCAGUAUUCUCUCCAACCAAUCUAAUAGCUUUCAGCAAUCAGAUAGCACUGGCGACGCAAACACCACGUCAAACAGAAAUAGUUUUCGACAGCCCAUCCUUGGAUUUCUCUACAGUUCUGACACCUUCGCCUUUGCAGCUAGCAUACUACCAAACCCCCACUAUACCACCUUAUCUUCGUUUGGAUGAUGCUUGGAAGGACAUACGAGAGGUACUUCCACCAUCACUCCAGGAAUUGUUAAGUCAUUAUGAGUUCGCAACAUCUCUAACGCUUGCAAACGACGACCCAGCAAAGGCAGCGUGGCAAACCUAUAUACCCGAGAUGGCACAAAACCAUGACUUCUUGACGAAUUGCGUGUUAUCAGUUGCCUCAUUGCAUCUCGGUCGGCUUUAUGAACGCAGUGAGGACAAAAGGAGGAUGAACACUCUAGCAGCAGCACGGAUGAACAAAGCUCUAGUGAGAUAUAGAACAGAGCUAGAGAAUGUUACCCCACAGAAUGCCGCAGCAUUGUUUGCUAGUUCGACAUUCACGGCAGUGUAUCUUUUCCGCACGUCUGCCAUCGACAUUGAGAAUCUACGCGCAUCAAUACCCCCGGGUACCGUCGUGCCACCACCAGAUGUAGUAGACAAAAUGUUAUCAUGUGCGUUACGAACAAUCUGGGCCCUCAGAGGGCCUCUCACAGUACUUCUUUCGGGGUGGAACUGGGUCGUAGGAAGCAAGAUGCAGCCGGUUACUGCGCGGGAAUGGUGGCCGAAACAAGACGUACCCGCGACGGAACGGGCGGUCUUUGAAGAUAAACGCUUAAAAGAAAUUGAGAAGUUAUGGAUGGAAAGCGAAACACCCUUGGGAGCGCAUUGCGUAUAUCUCUCACAAGCGCUCAUUUACCUCCGCCAGAGUUUCAAUUUGAUCAGUCACUUGACUCUUUUUGAACGCUACCAGCCGAUGACAGCCGUACCUUACUCCAUCGACGACAUUACAGUCUCUACACUCACCGACCGCGGUGCGAUUUUUGUCUGGGCUGCUCGCAUACCACGGGAAUUCAUAGCUCUCAUAGAGUCCAAGAAUACCCAUGCCCUGGUCAUUCUAGCGCACUACGCCGUCUUGCCUGGUCGAGCUAGGAACGUGUGGUGGCUGGAGGGACUAGGAGCUGAUAUUGUGACAGCGGUCGCCAUGGCAUUGGGGAGGGAGCACUGGAGCUUGAUUGAGUGGCCAGCGGGCGUAGUGGGCGUGGAUUUGGAGAAUGCCUUUGGUGUGGGAGGGCGCAGAGAUAGGUUAGAGGGAAGUCCUUGCGAGCUGCAUAUGGAUGUGAUAUGA
Messenger RNA from Pyrenophora tritici-repentis Pt-1C-BFP, 2059 nucleotides. The record is from RefSeq and is a predicted model, not a curated record. NCBI's taxonomy places the organism in Eukaryota, Fungi, Ascomycota, Dothideomycetes, Pleosporales, Pleosporaceae.